AUGGAUUGGCUCCCUCACCGAACGGCUGCUUUUCUGUUCCUUUUGUUGGUACUCUUGGAUUUCAGCACAGGAUUUCAUGUAGAGGUAAAAGAAUGGGAUGAAAAUGGAAUGGCAAGAUGGAAAACCUUUAGAAGACAAAAACGUGAAUGGAUCAAAUUUGCUGCAGCUUGUAGAGAAGGAGAAGAUAAUUCCAAGAGGAAUCCAAUUGCCAGAAUCCGAUCUGAUUGUGAAGAAGACAAUCCAAUCACAUACAGCAUCUCUGGAGUUGGAAUUGAUCGUGCACCCUAUGGAAUAUUCGUUGUUAACCCGAGAACAGGAGAAAUUAAUAUAACAUCAAUAGUGGAUAGGGAAGUAACACCAGUAUUUGUUAUACGUUGCUUUGCUAAACACUCAGUGACGGGUGUAGAUUUGGAGCCACCUCUUGAACUUCGAGUCAGAGUCCUGGAUAUAAAUGAUAACCCUCCUGUAUUUGCACAAACUGUAUUUACCGGAUCUGUUGAAGAGAGCAGCAUGGACAACACAUUGGUGAUGAAAAUCAUUGCAACAGAUGCAGAUGAACCCAACCACUUGAAUUCUAAAAUUGCCUUCAAAAUAGAGAGUCAGGAACCUUCUGGUCCCCCCAUGUUCAUUAUGAAUAAAUAUACAGGAGAACUCCAUCUUGCAAAUUAUCUUGACAGAGAGCAACAUAGUAGCUACACUCUGGUUGUGAAGGCAUCAGACCGGGAUGGGGCUGCAGAUGGAAUAUCAUCCCUUUGUAGCUGCAACGUGAAAGUUAUCGAUGUUAAUGACAACUUUCCAACUCUUGCUCAAAGCUCUUUUUCAGCAAGCAUUUCAGAAAAUUCACUCAGUUCAGAACUGCUACGAAUACAAGCUCUGGAUGCUGAUGAAGAGUUUACAGACAAUUGGUUAGCAGAGUUUUUCUUUAUAUCCGGUAAUGAAGAUAACUGUUUUGAAAUUGUUACAGAUCGAGCUACAAAUCAAGGAAUCCUUAGAGUAAUUAAGGAACUGGACUUUGAACAUAUCCGAAGUCACUCACUGAUGAUUGGCGUGAGGAAUGUAGCUGCCUUCCACCACUCUGUUGCACAUGAGUACCAAAUAUUUGGAACACCCCUCACAGUAGAAGUAAAAAAUUUGAUUGAACCACCAAGAUUUCAUCCAUCUUCAGUUGUGUUUUCCCUGGCAGAAGGGGCAAGAGUGAAUUAUGUUGUAGGAACAUACACAGCCAUGGAUGAGGACACUAGAACUAUUGCAACUAAUGUUGUAUAUAGUAUAGGACGUGAUCCAGCUGCCUGGUUCAGAAUCAACCAAAACACUGGUGAAAUCACACUGAACAAAGUUAUUAACCGGGAUUCAGUCUACGUAGUCAAUGGGCAGUAUCAAGCAGAGGUUCUGGCUAUCACCAGAGGGGUUCCUCGAUAUACUGCUACUGGCACUGUUGUGCUUUCAAUAGAUGGCAUCAAUGCCAACUGCCCAACUAUUAACACUGAAAUGAGGAAAGUAUGUAUGCAUUCCCCAUCGGUGAUUAUCUCAGCAAAGCAUAGGGAUGGUAAUCUCUAUGCUACCCCCUUUACAUUCAGCAUACAUGGUGAACCUCAGACUACAUGGAUUAUCAGAAGAAUAAAUGAUUCAUCUGCGGAACUAGUGGGCCAGAACAUAGACUUUUACCUUUAUAGGAUCUAUGUGGUUGUAAGAGAUAGCCAAGGCCGGCGCUGUGCUAGACCACACAUAAUUCCUGUGCAAGCUUGCCAGUGUGACAGUCGGAAUUACUGCACCAGUGGGGCCACAAGAAUUAUCAUCAUCGGUGGUGGUGGCAGCUCUGGUGGUGGCACUACUGGUGAUGGUGGUGGUACUGGUGGAGGAGGCAGGGAAGACGGAGGACAACAAGGUGGUAAUGAUUAUGACGAGUUUAGACCUGGAGGAGAUUUUGAGGACCACACAGAGUGGCAGGGUUAUACUGAUGGCUACGAUGGAGGUGAGGAUGGAUAUACUUCCUCCAUUGAUGACGGCUACACUGGAAAUGAAAAUUACGGCAGACAACUGGAUUCAAAUACCACCCUUAGUGGUGCUGCCAUUGGCCUGAUGUUUCUCGGUGGAUUAAUAUUUGUUUUGAUUCCAAUUUUGAUGUCAAUGAGCGACUGUUGUGGCUGUGGACCUGGCGCUGCAGGUGGAGUUGGAACUGGAUUUGAACCUGUACCUGAAUGCACAGAAGGGGCAAUUCAUCCAUGGGGAAUAGAAGGUGCACAGCCUGAAGACAGGGAUGUCUCGCACAUUCUUGCCCCAACAACUGCUGCAGGAGGUGAUUUUGGUGAACCUUCUGAUAUAUAUAAUAACACAUAUGGAGGAGGAGGAGUGGUAGCUUCUGGUGUUGAAGAAACUACAGGUGUUGGCUAUGGCACUGGUACUGGCUACGGAACAGCUGGAGGAAUUUCUGGAACAGGGGAAGCAAAAGGGUCAAUUGGAGGAACCAUAAAAGAGUAUCGAGAAGGAGGAGUGAACAUGGCCUUCCUAGACAACUAUUUCUCUGAGAAAGCAUUUGUGUAUGCAGAUGAAGAUGAAGGUCGGCCGGCAAAUGACUGCCUAUUAAUUUAUGAUCAUGAAGGAGUAGGUACUCCUGUCGGCUCCGUGGGUUGCUGCAGCUUUAUUGGAGAAGAUACAGAUGAAACAUAUUUGGAUACAUUAGGACCAAAAUUUAAGACCCUAGCAGAGAUCUGUCUAGGCAAAGAGAUUGAACCUUUCCCUGAUGUCAACCCACCCUGGCCAGGCAUCAACAUUUCCUUCCCCAGCCCUGAAAGUGAUCUAAACCUGCCACCACCUGGCACCACCAUCGUUGUCAAUGGAAGUGCACCUAUGCCUCCUCCAGCUGGCACUACGACGGUUGUUACUGAAAACACCUACACGUCUGGGACAACCAUACAGCCCCCGAGGCCAAUGCCGGAUCCCUUGCUCCAUGGCAACAUGACGGUGACCGAGACCUACACCUCCGGCUCCCCCUCUCUUUGCGUUGACCCUCUGCGUGCAUCCAAUGUCGUCGUGACAGAGAGGGUUGUCGGGCCUGCGUCUGCCUCUGAUUUGCGUGGCAUGCUCGAUAUCCCCGAUCUCACAGAGGGCUCCAACGUUAUCGUCACGGAAAGAGUAAUCGCGCCUAACUCCCGACUCCCGGCAUCUCUGAGCAUUCCUGAUUUGGUAGAUGGGUCAAAUGUGGUAGUGACAGAAAGGGUGUUCAGGCCUGCCUCCGGCAUGCCGGGCAGCCUAAUAAAUAUUCCCUCAGAGUUAUCCAAUACCCACAACAUGGUGGUCACAGAGAGAGUAGUGUCAGGGUCUGGGAUGAGCAGCCUGGGAGCAACAAGCCUGGGAGGAGCAAAUCUGGGGGGCCUGAGCAGCACAAGUCAGAUGCUCAGUGCCGACUGUCAUCUUGGCCAGGGAAUGGGCACAGCAUCUCCAGGCACCUCCCGGAGACGAGUGACAAAGUACAGCAGCAUGCAGUACUCCAGUCAGUAA
Messenger RNA from Poecile atricapillus (Black-capped chickadee), 3498 nucleotides. Its product is annotated as desmoglein-1-like. Gene Ontology annotation, molecular function: calcium ion binding. Gene Ontology annotation, biological process: homophilic cell-cell adhesion. Bases 1 to 3498 code for a protein of 1165 amino acids. NCBI's taxonomy places the organism in Eukaryota, Metazoa, Chordata, Aves, Passeriformes, Paridae. The transcript has 16 exons. Gene Ontology annotation, cellular component: desmosome; plasma membrane. The record is from RefSeq and is a predicted model, not a curated record.